This is a messenger RNA of Seriola aureovittata, 6040 nucleotides long. It is a transcript of the gene lnpep, whose product is annotated as leucyl/cystinyl aminopeptidase. Gene Ontology annotation, molecular function: peptide binding; zinc ion binding; metalloaminopeptidase activity. Gene Ontology annotation, biological process: proteolysis; peptide catabolic process. Bases 398 to 3502 code for a protein of 1034 amino acids. The transcript has 22 exons. Lineage: Eukaryota; Metazoa; Chordata; Actinopteri; Carangiformes; Carangidae. The record is from RefSeq and is a predicted model, not a curated record. Gene Ontology annotation, cellular component: cytoplasm.
GGAAAGUGUCAUUUGCUCGCUAGUUAGUUUGCCGAGCGUUUUGGAGUAAGAUUUGUUUACAUAUUUCUAUCGUAAGGUUUGACAUUUUAGACAACUCUUGCCGUAUUCACGUAUUAGUUAAGCAAACAGCUAUGGACGAUAAAGUUAAGGAAACAAGCUAACGUUAGCUGAACGAAUGUCUUUCAGUCAGUUAAAAUUGUUGGAAGUUGGCUCGUGCCUAGCUAGCUACUACAUAGCUAACGUUAGUACAGUGAGGACGGGCUGCCAGUUAUUGUGAACGUCGGAUAGCCUGCGGUGGGUCGUGGCUAGCCAUAGAAACAUCACGUCUGUCGAGUUGCUGUAAAUGUGAGGAGGUCCCCUUGUUUUGGACGCGAGGGGCUCUUUGAGAUAUCCAGCCAUGGAUCCAUUUGACAAUAACAGUACAGAGCGAGCCAACCUACCAAGGAACAUGAUUGAGAACAGCAUGUUUGAAGAAGAGCCUGAUGUCGUAGAUUUGGCGAAAGACUCCACUGCAUUUCCGACAUUUCCUGCUCUUGACCCAGAUGAGGUGGUGUUUGAGCCCCGUAGCUCACGGCUGCUUGUGCGAGGCCUGGGAGAGAAUGACAUGGACGAGGAUGAGGAGGACUGUGAGUCUUCAGCCCGUCUGUUGGGCAUGUCCUUCAUGAACCGUAGCUCUGCUCACAGAUCCAACUCUUCCCCAUACACCAGACAGGCUCCACCAAGGUCAUGUUCACGACCCUCGGCCCGUACCAUGGUUGUAUGUGUGUUAUUCCUGGUGAUAGUGGCGUCUAUGACCAUGGUACUGUACUUCUUACCUGGAUGCACCUUUACCAAGACAGGUUGUCGUAAGCCAAACAAGACCAUUCCCGUAGAGACAGUCUACCCUCUGUCCACAAAUGGCGAACUGUUUCCAUGGGCUCAGCUCCGGCUGCCUCACAGCAUACGUCCUCUCAGCUAUGACCUCACCCUGGCACCUGACCUCGACAACAUGACCUUCACUGGCUCCACUGUUAUUUCCAUGUCUGUGCUUCAUAACACCAAGCGGAUUGUCCUGCAUGGUGCUAAUCUCAACAUUACCAAAGCUACCUUUAAGCUGGGUGAUGGAGAGGCCAGUGAUGUAACUGUACUGGAGUACAAACCCAGACAGCAGAUAGCUGUUAAAUUCUCAGAGGAGCUGAAGGCAGGCCAGUACUGUGUUUUGACCCUGGAUUACUCUGCCAACCUCUCACACACCUAUGAUGGUUUCUACAACAGCUCCUACACUGAUAAAGAUGGAAACAAAAGAGUCCUAGCUGCAACCCAGUUUGAACCACUGUCAGCCAGGAAGGCCUUCCCUUGCUUUGAUGAACCAGCUUUCAAAGCCACCUUCCUGAUUAAAAUCAACAGGAAACAAAACUAUAUGACCCUUUCCAACAUGCCAAAGGCUAAAUCCACACCACUUACUGGUGGCCUCAUGCAAGAUGAGUUUGAAAAAACCAGUGUCAACAUGAGCACCUACUUGGUGGCCUUCGUUGUUGCUAAUUUCACCCCGGUCAGCAAAAAUGUCUCAAAAACUCAGGUAUCUGUGUACUCUGUGCCAGAGAAGAAGGAGCACACUGAGUACGCUAUGGACACUGCCUCCAAACUCCUGGAGUUCUACAAUAACUUCUUUGAAAUAGACUACCCCCUCAAAAAACUAGACUUGGUAGCCAUCCCAGACUUCCUGGCAGGAGCCAUGGAGAACUGGGGACUCAUCACUUUCAGAGAGACCAGCCUACUGGUGGGCAAACAGUCCUCUCCUCUGGAGAAACAAGUAGUUGCCUCGGUCAUAGCGCAUGAGCUCGCUCAUCAGUGGUUUGGAAACUUGGUAACUAUGAGCUGGUGGAAUGACCUGUGGCUCAAUGAAGGCUUUGCCACUUACAUGCAGUACAUGUCGCUACAGAUAGUGUUGCCCAAGCUGGACAUUGGUAAUUUGUUCCUGGCGGUGCGAUUCAGAGCCUUGGACAAAGAUGCACUAAACUCCUCCCAUGCAGUGUCGACCGACGUUAAUACGGCGGAACAGGUGGAAGAGAUGUUUGACUCCGUCUCCUAUGAAAAGGGUGCAUCCAUUCUUCUGAUGCUGAAUGCCUCUCUGCCAGGAGAUCAGCAGUUCAGAAAAGGUAUCAUUCAAUACCUAAAACAGUUCAGUGGAUUUAACACAGACACCAACGACCUCUGGAACAGCCUUACACAGGUCGAGGUCUCAACGCAGCACCAGAAUGUGUCAGAGAUGAUGAGCUCAUGGACAUCACAGAAAGGCUUCCCAUUGGUCACUGUGAGCCGCAAGGGAAGUCAGUUGACCCUCACACAGGAGCACUUCCUCCUCACAUCUGACAAUGCCACGCAUACUUCCAGCCUGUGGAAUGUUCCAGUGACGUACGUAAACGACAGCUGUAGUUUGGCCCCUGAGUGCAGACAGGUGUUCACUCUGAAGAACAAGACAGGUACUCUAAAGCUGCCAGAAAGUGUGAAGUGGCUGAAGUUGAACUACAGAAACACAGGUUUCUACAUCGUCCACUAUGGAAAUGAGGGCUGGGAUGCUCUCAUAGAGGCUUUGUCCAAAAAUGUCAGUGUUCUUACACAUGAGGACCGUGCCUCUCUCAUACACAACAUCUUUGCUCUCUCCAGACUGGGACGUGUAUCCUUCAAUCAGGUCCUCAGACUGUUGAACUACAUGUCCAAUGAAACAGAGACUUCUCCUGUGACAGAGGCCUUGCUACAGCUCAAUCGUAUCUACAUGCUGCUAGACAAAAGACAGGAGCAUGUUCUUGUGGCCCGCAUGAAGAAUUAUAUUACGCAUCAUUUUGGUUCUCUGAUGGAAAAUCAAACAUGGGAAGAGGAAGAGAGUGUGUCUAAACAGGAGCUGCGCUCAGCCCUGCUGGAGAUGGCCUGCAGUCUGAAUGCAGUAAAUUGUACUCAAAAAGCCAAAGCCCUGUUCAAACAGUAUGAGUCCAAUAGCACUUUACGGAUACCAGGCGAUCUGCAGCGAGUUGUAUUCACUGUGGCUGCUCAGUCAGAUGAAGGUUGGGAGUCUUUGCUCAAAAUGUACGGACAUAACACUUAUGAUGCAGAGAAGCGAAAAAUGCUACAAGGCCUAGCAUCCACUCAGGACACACGUCGUUUAGUAUGGAUUCUAAAGGCAGGUCUAAACGGGGAUAUCAUCCAGACACAGGAGUUGCCUUUGGUCAUCAGCACUGUGUGUAAUGGCUUCGCUGGCUACUUGUUUGCCUGGGAUUUUGUACAAGAGAACUGGGACCGACUCAUAGAGAAAUUCCCUGUGGGCUCCUUUGCAAUCCAGACAAUCAUUAAGUCUGCCACCUCCCAGUUCUCCACACAGGCCCACCUUGAUCAAGUACAGGGUUUCUUCUCCGGUCUGAAGGAGCGUGGCUCUCAGAUGAGGAGCGUGCAGGAAGCUUUGGAAACCAUCAGGUUGAAUCAGCGCUGGAUGAACAACAAUCUGUCUACACUCCGAAAAUGGCUCUAAUACAGGCACUCCAUCCGGUCUCGGCCCCACUAACAGGCAACUGGGGCAUGUCGUCAAGACAACAGCAGUGUUUGCACUAUUGUAGGACUGUGUCUCCUAACUCCCUUUAUCCAGGCCAGAGUAUUAAACAAAGCCAGAGGUUGUCCUCUACCUGGGUGGACAAGGUGUUUGAUUUUCUGAGAUUGGUCCUGUAAGUUGUAUUUGCUAGCUCAGGGUGGCUCUGAUUGUGUGUCUGACAGGGAGUUGUCAGAUGCAAACACACACUCCUCACACUUUAUGCUGUCGACCAAACCUCUCCUCUGCAGCUCUCAUAUAAACCUCAUGCCUGAGCAGACAAUCAUGCUUCCCCCACCCUUCUUUCGCUCAGCUUGCUCUCAGGCAUGUAACUGUACGAGCUGUAUAAUGGCCACUUCAAUAAGACUAAGUAUGAAGAAUGUCACUGUUUAUGUGUCAGUCCUGGACUUUCUCUCAACUGUCGGAUAAAUGUAGAUGCAGUUGUCAGGGAUUCCUCAGCGAUGAGAAGUUGACAUUACAGUACUUGAGAGAUGUUAGUAUUCUUAGAAUUAAGCUAACCUCGUAUCUCUGUGUCAUGAAAAUCUGUGUAGAAAUGAUAGCCGCGCGUCAAUCUUUACUGUAAUUAUUCAUAUAACUUGAAGCAUUUACUAUAUUAGUCAUGGUUUGGCUAGAAGAUUGGUUGAUUGUGCGAUAGCUUGAAGUACCAAUCUUGUGUCAGCAUCACUUGAAUGUACUGAAAAACCUUCCCACUGUGUACAGUAGAUGGCGUAGUGCACAGCAGUGCAGGUUUAAAUCAACCAAUGUGUCUUAGGUGAGAGCAGGCAGUGCACACUGGAGCCAAAUGUCGUUAGUUCUUUCUUUCUUUCUUUCUUUCUCUCUCUCUUUCUUUCUUUCUCUCUCUUUCUUUCUCUCUUCAGUCAUAAGCCCAAUUUAGCUCUAAUCAAAAAGUUUUAUUUCCAUUGCUUUUUUGCGUGCAGUGCAGUCACUGUACACGCUCAUGCUUUAACCCUGUUUGCUUGUAAACUUGUAAUUAUAAUGUAAAUAUGCUCAAUCCUACAACCUUUUUCCCUGCGAUUUUGGAUGUACUGUUUUAAACAUCAUGACUUUUAACAUUUAAAGAUUUGCUUUCUGUUGUGUGUGUAUAUAUAGUGUAAAGGGGAAAUGUAUACAGAGAAUUGAUCAAGAGUCUUGGUCAAAUACUUUUUAUCGUAUUUCCUGAUUUAGACCACCACAAGGAGGUCCUUAGCUGAUGAAUGUUUGUGUUUUAAGGGCUAAUGUGCAUAUUGAAGAUACAAAGUGUAUAGAAGAACAUUUCUAUUGGGCAUGAUUAAUCUGCCCAAUAAGAUGUUACUCAUCAGCCAAAAAAAAAUACAGAAGGUUUAAAGUUACUCCAACGUUUAGCCAGCUGCGUAGCCUAGCUAUUUAUUGAGAGAGUGUCUUUACAUAGUUCCCCAAGUUUUGCUCCAAGAUGUUAUUUAAAUACAGCUAUACCCAUCCUGAGCUUUAUUUAAAGUGAUAGUUAUUCACUUCAUCACUGAAAUUCAGGAUAACCGACCUCCAAUAGAUCAACUGAUUUUUCUUUAGAAAUCCUGGUUAUCUUCAUCAGGCUUGUAUCUGUUGUUUUUCGUUGUCAUAUUGUUGUUUAAAGUCUUUUUGUGUCAUUUAUGUAAAAACUGUGCUUGCAGGAAUUUUCAAGUUCAGAAAUACAAGAAUACAAACACCAGUAAUGAUACCUCUGUGUGCAUAGGUGGGAAACAGGUGUGGGAUGAUGUGUUAAUCUUUGCACUAGUGACUCCUAUUGGUCAAUUGAGGUGUUUGCACAAUAUCAGGGUCUGCUAAGCUAACCGCAGGACAGGUUGGGUUUUGAUGAAACUGAAAAAAGAAAAGACACACAGAGUGACACAACGGGUACUUGACGAGGCACCCGUGUGUUUACUUCCUCCCCAGGUUAACAGUGGGCAGGGAGCAGUAUGAGGAAUCACACUGCAGACAAUUGAAAAACUCCUGACGAGUAACUCAGACUUACAGGAUCUUAUUGUGGUUUAAAUUUGUAUCCACAGUAUUUCCAUUGACUUACUCCAUGCAGCCCAUCGUAGUUUCUCAGACUGUGAUAAUGUGUGGCAUUUAAGAAUAAAUGCACAUAUAAUAAUACUUUUAUAUCCUGGCUAAUCGGAACAGUAUUAUCACUCCAGACACUUUUCCCACUGCCAGGAAUCACUUCAGUUCAACUUUGUCAUCAGGAUGGCACACUGAUUUCCCACCUUACUUAGCAUGCACUUAGCAUGGACCAGUCAGAUGGCGUAGGGUCUCAGAUACAGGUGUUUUUGAUGUCAUUCUUGCUCUUAUCAGGUACGGGGUUCAAUCAAAGGUAUUGAAUCAGUGAUAAGAGAAUUGUAUGGGGUACCAGAUGUGCUAUAAAGCCCAUCAGAUUGUGUUCACUGGGGUGAAAUGCUGCAGACGCUUUUAAUAACUGUGUUGCUCUUCAUGUGAACAAAAUAUAAAUAAAGUUGUUUUCUGAAAGUA